GGCCAGCUGGAUCGGGGUGGUGCCGCUGGGAGAGGAGCAGGCGGAGGCGCCGCGGAGCAGCUCGGAGGAGUCCUUCACCGCCGCCGUGGUCAGCAAGAUGAAGCGAGCCCUGGUGCUAGGAGCAUCGGCCCUGCUCAUUCUGGCGCUGAAUCAGAACGCCAUCCGAGAGCUGGAUGUGUCCCUGGUCCUCGCUAAGCCUGUGAUCGUGAUCCAGUCCUCAGACAAUGUCACCAAGCUCCUUGGGGCUUUGUUACGCAGGGGGCUCCGGGCAACAGCAAAGAUCACAUACCAGACAGCGCUGCUGGAGAACCUGGGAGUGACUCUCACAUUGUGGUCAACCUGUGGCCUGUCCCGAGGCGGGCUGUAUGGGGAGUGGCAAGGAGUCAUCUGCAUGGGAGAGAACAGCUCACGGGUUCAGAAAUACCUUCAACAACUGUGGAACACCAUCCUGCUCAUUGCCCUCAUCCUGUGUACUGGGGUGAUUGUGCAGGCCCAGCGCCAGUCCCGGCAAGACCAGUCAGACCAGGACACUGAGCUGGACCUCAAGCAGCUCAUUCUGCAGAGGCUGUCAGCACUGAAAACCCGGCGCUACCACCCUGGCAAACACCUCCGGAGUCGGGGCUGUGAGAUUGACAGUUGUGCCGUCUGCUUGGACCAGUUCCACAAGAAUCAGUGUCUACGGGUGCUGCCGUGUUCGCAUGAGUUUCACCGGGACUGUGUGGAUCCAUGGCUUCUCCUGCAGCAGACAUGCCCUUUGUGCAAGCAUAACAUCCUGGGAAGUUGCUGCGGAGAGAGCUAGCUGGCCAGUGAGACACUCUGGGACUGAUCCACUUACACUCCAGGAAUGGGGGGGCAGUUAGUUGAUCUUGUAACCUGCUUUUCAUGGGCUGGCUGAGGGGACUAGAACUGGGGAAAGUAGCUGGACCAACAUAGCAUGUUGAGGGGGUAGGAGGGUGGGGGGGGAAGAGGUACGGAGAUAAUGUGGGUUUGGGGAAGUGUCAGCAGUGUCCAUUGCUCCAUGCUGUGCUUGGCACAGUCCAGUCCACUGUGUCUAUGGCCAGGCUGCACACAGUAGAUAUCUGGAACCUUGGGGGAAGAGGCAUUGAAGGGGAUGCAAAUGGAUUCAGAGCCCCCUAGAGUGAAUGUGGGCAGCCCUAUCCCUGCACAGGGAUGAGCUCAGCAGAGGGUGGGAUGGAGGAGCUUACCAGGGUGCACCCUGAAACGUCUGUGUUAGUGGAAGUUUGAAGAGACCCCAGGGGUAGUGGGCACAAGAAAAAUAAGCUAAAUGGGUAUCUGAGAACCCUUGGUGGACUAGGAAUGAUGUUUGGGAGCUGCUUAGGCAAAGUCUUAAGGGGUUAAUGGGAAACCCAGGUGUGGUGGGAGAGGCCUGGCCCUUUAGCUGGCUGAGCCCUUGGUCACAGGCCACUUCCACCCCUAUUGCUUGGGAGGGCCUGCCAUUCUUUUUAUGAAUCUCUAUUUUCUAUAUUCCCAUGGCUGCUGCUACAGAACCCUGUUGUCAAACUGCCCCAACCCAAGGGCCUGGCUCAGCUUGAGUGCUCCUGUACUACCCCGAUCUAACUUGGCAGGAUGGCCUGGGCAUACAGUACUGGCCCCUGUUCCUUUUGUCCCUGGCAGUACAGUGAAUGAGAAAUCUCUGCUGACAGGGAGAGGGGAGGGGGAAGCUGGUGCUACUGUCAUACUGCCCUUGGUUUCAAUAUGCUUUCCUUCUUGCUGCCCUUGUUCAAAGUGGCCAGCUGGGGGAGCAGUCUGUCAGAUGUGGGGAUUUACAGAUUCAUGAAUGCUUGCUUUUAUUUAUACUAACUUAUUAUAGAGAGUGGCGUGAGUUAACUGCAAAGAAUGAACAAUAAACAAGCGUCCAGGUAUUUGCUGUGAGCC
Messenger RNA from Alligator sinensis (Chinese alligator), 1896 nucleotides. RefSeq names its product ring finger protein 215 (gene RNF215). NCBI's taxonomy places the organism in Eukaryota, Metazoa, Chordata, Crocodylia, Alligatoridae. Gene Ontology annotation, biological process: Wnt receptor catabolic process; ubiquitin-dependent protein catabolic process; negative regulation of canonical Wnt signaling pathway. Gene Ontology annotation, molecular function: ubiquitin protein ligase activity; frizzled binding. The transcript has 9 exons. The record is from RefSeq and is a predicted model, not a curated record. Bases 98 to 799 code for a protein of 233 amino acids.